Molecule: messenger RNA, 1845 nt
Organism: Komagataella phaffii GS115
Lineage: Eukaryota; Fungi; Ascomycota; Pichiomycetes; Pichiales; Pichiaceae
Exons: 1
Coding region: 1-1845 (614 amino acids)
Biological process (GO): carbohydrate metabolic process
Cellular component (GO): extracellular region
Molecular function (GO): cellulose binding; cellulase activity
Source: RefSeq, a predicted model, not a curated record
AUGAGCACCCUGACAUUGCUGGCUGUGCUGUUGUCGCUUCAAAAUUCAGCUCUUGCUGCUCAAGCUGAAACUGCAUCCCUAUAUCACCAAUGUGGUGGUGCAAACUGGGAGGGAGCAACCCAGUGUAUUUCUGGUGCCUACUGUCAAUCGCAGAACCCAUACUACUAUCAAUGUGUUGCUACUUCUUGGGGUUACUACACUAACACCUCAAUCUCUUCGACGGCCACCCUUCCUUCUUCUUCUACUACUGUCUCUCCAACCAGCAGUGUGGUGCCCACUGGCUUGGUGUCCCCAUUGUAUGGGCAAUGUGGGGGACAGAAUUGGAAUGGAGCCACAUCUUGUGCUCAGGGAAGCUACUGCAAGUAUAUGAACAAUUAUUACUUCCAAUGUGUUCCUGAAGCUGAUGGAAACCCUGCAGAAAUUAGCACUUUUUCCGAGAAUGGAGAGAUUAUCGUUACUGCAAUCGAAGCUCCUACAUGGGCUCAAUGUGGUGGUCAUGGCUACUACGGCCCAACUAAAUGUCAAGUGGGAACAUCAUGCCGUGAAUUAAACGCUUGGUAUUAUCAGUGUAUCCCAGACGAUCACACCGAUGCCUCUACUACCACUUUGGAUCCUACUUCCAGUUUUGUGAGUACGACAUCAUUAUCGACUCUUCCAGCUUCUUCAGAAACGACAAUUGUAACUCCUACCUCAAUUGCUGCUGAGCAAGUACCUCUUUGGGGACAAUGUGGAGGAAUUGGUUACACUGGCUCUACGAUUUGUGAGCAGGGAUCGUGUGUUUACUUGAACGAUUGGUACUAUCAGUGUCUAAUAAGUGAUCAAGGUACAGCAUCAACUACCAGUGCAACGACUAGUAUAACUUCCUUCAAUGUUUCAUCGUCGUCAGAAACGACGGUAAUAGCCCCUACCUCAAUUUCUACUGAGGAUGUCCCACUUUGGGGCCAAUGUGGAGGAAUUGGAUAUACCGGUUCGACCACUUGUAGCCAGGGAUCAUGCGUUUACUUAAAUGACUGGUAUUUUCAAUGUUUACCAGAGGAGGAAACGACUUCAUCAACUUCGUCAUCUUCCUCAUCUUCCUCAUCUUCCACAUCUUCCGCAUCUUCCACAUCUUCCACAUCAUCCACAUCCUCCACAUCCUCCACAUCUUCCUCAACAAGUAGCUCAUCCAUUCCGACUUCUACAAGCUCAUCGGGAGACUUUGAGACAAUCCCCAACGGUUUCUCGGGAACUGGAAGAACCACGAGAUAUUGGGAUUGUUGUAAGCCAAGCUGCUCAUGGCCUGGGAAAUCCAACAGCGUAACAGGACCAGUGAGAUCUUGUGGUGUUUCUGGCAACGUCCUGGACGCCAACGCCCAAAGUGGAUGUAUUGGUGGUGAAGCUUUCACUUGUGAUGAGCAACAACCUUGGUCCAUCAAUGACGACCUAGCCUAUGGUUUUGCCGCAGCAAGCCUAGCUGGUGGAUCUGAGGAUUCCUCUUGCUGCACCUGUAUGAAGCUGACAUUCACCUCAUCUUCCAUUGCUGGAAAGACAAUGAUCGUUCAACUGACCAAUACUGGAGCUGAUCUUGGAUCGAAUCACUUUGACAUUGCUCUUCCUGGUGGAGGGCUUGGAAUCUUCACCGAAGGAUGCUCUAGUCAAUUUGGAAGCGGUUACCAAUGGGGUAACCAGUAUGGUGGUAUCUCUUCGCUUGCUGAGUGUGAUGGCCUACCAUCAGAACUGCAGCCAGGCUGUCAGUUUAGAUUUGGCUGGUUUGAGAACGCUGAUAACCCUUCAGUGGAGUUUGAACAGGUUUCAUGUCCUCCGGAAAUCACUUCUAUCACCGGCUGUGCUCGUACGGACGAAUAA